Molecule: messenger RNA, 4317 nt
Organism: Sus scrofa (pig)
Lineage: Eukaryota; Metazoa; Chordata; Mammalia; Artiodactyla; Suidae
Source: RefSeq, a predicted model, not a curated record
GCUGGCAGCUGCGGCUCUAAUUUGAUCCCCUAGCCUGGGAACUUAAAUAUGCUGCAGGUGUGGCCCUAAAAAGCAAAAAUUUGAAAAAAAAAAUUUAGUAGGAAAAUAGUGCCCUAAAUUCUAUAAGUCAUUUUAGUCCUUUUUGGUUUCUGCCUUAGCACAGAGGAGGUCAGCAGAUAUACACAAGAUGUUUGUUCUUAGUACCAGGAUUUGAUAAUAGACAUGAGACACCUUUGGCAUAGUUGUAUGAUGUUUUCCAACCAGUCAAAUAAGUUGGAGCAGUAAACAUGAAGGAUUUUACAUUUCUUUAUAAGCUGCUAGAUUGAGGCCUCUGCUCAUGGGAAGGUGCUUAGAGUUUUCGAAGGAGUUUAUAACCUUUUAAGGAGCCCUUUGUAGCCUGGGUAAUUAUUUUAUUUCUACUUAAAAAUAAGGUCUUUAUAGUCUUAGUUAUUGUGUGUUCACAUGUGGAACAUUUUUUCUUUUUUUUUUUUAAUGGCUGCACCUGCAGCAUAUAGACAUUCCCAGGUCAGGGAUAGAAUCUGAGCUGCAUUGUGACAAUGCAGGAUCCUUAACCCAUUGUGCCGCACUCGGGAUCAAACCCACCCUCCCCCAGAGUCAACACCAGAUCCUUAACCUGUUGUGCCACAGUGAGAACUCCUGUACACAUUUUGUGCUCGGGAAAUAUAAAUGGCAGUAAUAUCAACCCCAAAGAAAAGGUAAAUGUUGUAAUUGGUGUAAUAUCUCAGAGUAACAUUAACAAAAUCAUUGCGUUUAUACGAAGUGGUAACAUCCAUUGUUGCCCAUUUUUACAAUUAAUUGAGAACCUUCUAUGUUUGGUUGCUGGAAUGUUGCCAUGUCACAUUCUUUGUUGGGUGCGGAAUGGUGAACUGUGGAAUCAUUGGCAACCCAGGACAUCCAGGCUUGGGACGAGGCUAUCUGAGAAAGUCUGCAGUGUAUUGAAGCCACACUCAACAUGGACCAGAAGGUUCUGAAGAAACUGGUGGAAUCCAUCAGUAGUACUGUCAAGAGCUUCAAAAAGAGUGAAGUCGAGAGUCUCAUAAGAAUUUUUUACAGCUUGGUGGAAAGAGCUGAUGUAAGACUCGAUAACAUUGGACUAGAUUGUAAUGCAUUUCAAAUGAUCCUGCAUAACAUAUUCGGAAUGACUGAUGAUGUACUGAUGAAUAGAGUGUUUUUUGCAUUUGACAAAGACAAUGAUAACCUCAUAAAUGCGAAAGAGUGGGUUAAAGGAUUAUCAGUGUUUCUUCGAGGGACUUUUGAAGAAAAGCUGAAGUUCUGUUUUGAAGUUUACUAUUUCAAUGGUGAUGGUUAUAUUUCUCGAGAGAAAAUAUUUGACAUGUUGAAGAACAGUCUACACCAACAGUCACCUGAAGAAGAGACUGAUGAAGGAAUAACAGAGUUGGUAGAUAUAACACUGAAGAAAAUGGAUUAUGACAAUGAUGGCAAACUAUCUUUUGAAGACUUUGAAAAAGCAGUGAAAGAAGACAGACUUCUGUUGGAAGUGUUUGGACCAUGUUUACCAGAAGCAAAGGUACAGCGCCAGCAGCCAAAUAGAGUGAGGGAAAAUUUUCAAAGGUUAAAAAAAAAAAACAAAAACAACUUGCUAGACAUUUAGUCCUGUAGGGUGUGAACCCACUGCUGAAGUUCAGGCAACCUUGAAAGUCUUGGCCCCAUUCUAGCAUUUGGGGCCUAAGGCAGUGGUGACUGUUUAAAUAAUUAAACUCAAGACUUUUUUUUUUUUUAGAGCUUGUAACCACUUUAACCAUACAACAGUCUUAAUUUCCUAUAUGUUAAUAUUAAAAAAAAGAAAUAAAAAACCCAAGUCAUGUUGGUUUAAGAGAGAGAAUGGCAAAUACAGAGUGGAUUCAGCAAGUACCCACUACAGACUGCUAGUUGUCAAACAAUGAGACUAAAUUAAGUUCCUAAAAUUUUAGUAUUUUAUUUGUGCUCAUGAAGGUUUUCAUGUAUGAAUAUGACGAAAAGUUUCUGAGCCAGAAGAGUCAGCCUGAUAAUUGAUUUUACUCAUUAACAUUUUCUUUCUUAAUUUUUUCUUUGACCAACUGUGCUUUGCCAACAUGUGAUACAGGAAGAAACUUUUUAUUCUCUGCAGUAAUUUAGAUGGGGAUUUGGGUGGAUGUAUUUGCAUGUUAACCUAUGCUGAGCUAUCUCAGCUUGUUUAACUUGUCCCACUGCAGUUUAUUGCCACAUUUUAAUUUUGUAUGGAAAUGUGCGGUAAAAACCAACAUGUAAAAGGCAGACUUCUCAGGGAAUUCCCGUCGUGGCUCAGUGGUAAUGAACCCGACUAGUAUCCAUGAGAUGUGGGUUUGAUCCCUGGCCUUGCUCAGUGGGUUUCAGUGGGUUAAGGAUCCAGUGUUGCCAUGAGCUGUAGUGUAGGUUGCAGACACAGCUUGGAUCCUGCGUUGCUGUGACUACAGCUGAUUCAAUCCCUCGCCUGGGAACCUCCAUAUGCUACAGGUGUGGCCCUUAAAAAAAAGGGGGCAGACUUUUCAUUUUAAGAGACUGAUGGGUAAAACAGUACAUGGAUGGAUUGAAGUAACCACUUGGGUCAGAUGGAACUAAUGGUUCUUCAGCUGCUCCCCGAGGGGUCGUCUAUAACCCAGUCACGUGGAGUCUUGCUACUCAAGAGUGCAGUCUGCCCACCACAGCAAAGGUAGCACCAAAGAUCCAGUGACAAAUGCAGGCGGUCUCUGAGAGUCUACAUUUCUCACAAGUUCCUCAGUGGUAUCACUGCCGCUGGUGCGCAGACUACACCUUGAGUACUCAUUCUUCUUUUUCAGUGCCUGACCCAAGAAAGGUUUCUUUUUCUCACCAUGGUCAAAUCUUGUGUGUGUUGGCAGGGAUGGGGAGUGCUGGUCUCCACAGUCAGAAAGCAGAUCAGGAAACCAUUCGUGAACAUAGAUCCCACUGAGGAGUGCCUCCCUUUAGGGCUGUCAGAGAAUUUUUUUUUUUUUUUUUUUUUGUCUUUUCAGGGCUCCACCUGUGGCAUAUGGAGGUUCCCAGGCUAGAGGUCAAAUUAGAGCUGUAGCUGCUGGUCUACGCCACAGACACAGCAACGCAGGAUCUGAGCCACAUCUUCGACCUACACCAUAACUCACGGCAACAAUGGAUCCUUGACCCGCUGAGAGAGGCCAGGGAUCGAACCCGCAACCUCAAGGUUCCUAGUCAGAUUCAUUUCCACUACGCCAUGACGGGAACUCCAAGAAAUUUUUUAAUUGUGGUAAAAUAAACCUCUCAUAAAAUUGACCUUCUUAAGUGUACAGUUCAGAGGGUGAAGUACAUUCAUGUUACUGUGCAACCAAUUUCUAGAACUUUUUAUCUUGCAAAACAAACUGGGGGAUAUCCAUUUAACAACUCUCCAUUUCUGACAGCUGCCAACCUCUGGCUACCAUCACCAUGAAAAUCUGCAUUUUAUUAAGACUCCAAGGUAGAGAUUCAAAGCACUUGAAGUCUGAGAAGCCUGAUCCAGAGAGCAACUUGCUCUUUCCAAUUCUACGCUGAGGUCUCUAAUAUAUCUUUGAACUGAGAGUGCAGCAAAAACUAGUUAACCCUUGAACAGCAUGAGUUUGAACUGUGAGGGUUCAAAUACAUAUCACAGUACUACACAAUCCAUGGUUGGUUGAAUCUGAGGAUACAAAACAGCAGAUACAGAGGGCAGACUGUAAAGUUAUUAUGGCUUUCUGACUGUGUGGAAGGUUGGCAACUCUAACACACAGAUUGCUCAAGGGGCCACUGUCUAAUUACCUCACAAGGAAACAGGGUCAAAACCCUUGCCUCCUUUUUUAAUACCAUCCACCACUCGGUGCCAUCCUAGCAAGUCUGAAUCAGUAAGUCAUAACUGAAGGUGAACUUUCUUAACCUUUAUGUUGCAAUUCAAUCAAUUAGGCAAGAGGCCUUUAGGAUAGGGAGAAAAGAAAACAGACAACACCAUUUGGUAUGGCCCUUCUCAGGUGGUGGUUAUCAGUUAAAAAGAAAAAAAUGGAGAUAGCCUGGACAUACUUAGAUUUCCAAUUAUGGGGUCCACGGACAGGAAAAAAAAGGGUGUGCUAAAAGUAGCAGUAAAAGACUAGUAUUUACAGAUACUGAUUUGUUUCUGCCACAGAUGAAGUCAAUUAUUCUUCAAAGUUAACUAAAGCACAUAAGCUUCUAAUUCAGCUUUGUUCUAAUAGUUUCUUUUUUGUCUUACAGAACUGUCUUCAUUUUGAAGCUCUGGCAUUCCAACACAUCCUUACUCCUAGUGUUUGAAUGUAAAUCACUCAAAAUUAUUAAAAUCAGAAACAG